Anguilla anguilla (European eel) is the source of this 880-nucleotide messenger RNA. RefSeq lists its product as uncharacterized. The record is from RefSeq and is a predicted model, not a curated record. The transcript has 4 exons. NCBI's taxonomy places the organism in Eukaryota, Metazoa, Chordata, Actinopteri, Anguilliformes, Anguillidae. The coding region runs from base 102 to 812 and encodes 236 amino acids.
GGGGCAGAGAUGCAGGGUCUCUCCAACACCUCAGAGGAAGGAGCCUCCCUGAUCACCGGGGUCCCCAGUUCACUGUCUGCCCUCAUGGGGGAAACGCCACUAUGGGUUGCACACCAUCCAAAUCUAUUUCCACCUACACCCAGGAGAGGGUGUGUCAGGACCUGGACACCUGCUCCACGUUCGUACCCAGCCUGAAAAGCUCUGUCUCUACUCCUGAGAGACCUUCCCCCAGACUCUGCCUGGAGACCAGCAGCGGGAAGCAGACCUUUCUCAGCGUGCCUUGUCGUGACUGUCAUGGUCGAACGUUGAGCGAACCCAACAGCCCGGAUGCCUGGAGCACCUUCAGCACGACCAGCAACACCAACCCGCUGUGCACCCCCCAGCCCAGCACCCGAGCCAGCACCAAGCCCAGCUGCAGUGACAGCGAAUCGUCCGACAGCGAGACUCCCUCCAGCAAUGAGAGAGGCCAGGCAGAGGGUAACAAGCAACAGAGGGUGCACAGGUGCAGGCCAAGAGAUAAGGACCCCGACAAGCACCGGGGCCGCGAAGAGGAACACAGGUGUCAGAGGUAUUGUGCCAUUUCUUCUGCUAUUGAACUGCGCGCAAAAGAGCCUGUCUUCUACAGAGGGCCACCAGCCGGUGCUGUUCACCCCAUUCAGCAGUGUCCUACUCCGGCAAUAAGGAGAGAUAGUGGCUUGUGCCCAGAACCCCUCGCUGCUGCAAAUCUGGGAGAUAUGGUUAAACAGACACUGUUGGGUACACAGAAGAAAUCACGCCUUUCUAUUUGGAAAAUACACAAAUGGAGUCACUGACUGCAGCUUCUGUGAUGGUCAGUACUAUUAUGUAUUAACUGUAAAUGAUUGAUUAAUAAAAUAAAUGA